AUGCAUUUCGCGUACCCCCCGCGCAAAAGCUCCAACCCUCCGCCUUUCCGCCCAAGAUCCGGUCCACUGCCUUCCCUUCGCCGUGGGCGAUUAAGAACCAUCGGCCUUGGGCUGCUGGCAUGCAUACUGGUGCUAUACCUAAUCUUCAAGCCCAGCAAGCAAAGCCCUUACCAUGAGCGCCAGCCUGCCGGAACGCCAACUGUCGUUUUGGUGACGGUCCUCGACACCAAGCAGUACAGCCCUGGAUAUUUGAAGACUAUCCGCGAGAACAGAGAAGAGUAUGCCUCGAGACAUGGCUACAAGACGAUCAUCACGGAAGCCUACCAAUACGACACCGCCGGAGCUCCCACGACCUGGACGAAACUGAUGGCCACGCGCCAUGCGCUUACAAAGUUCCCGGACUGCAAAUUCGUCUGGUACCUCGACCAGGAUGCUUACAUCAUGAACCCAGCACAAUCACUCGAUGAUCUUGUGCUGCAAUCGAAGCAGUUGGAGUCGCUGAUGAUCCGUGGCCAGCCCGUUGUGCCACCAGACAGCAUUAUCAAGACUUUUGGUCAUCUACGCGGAGAGCACAUUGAUGUUAUUCUGUCACAGGACAAGUCUGGUCUUGUACACAACAACAUUAUUAUCCGCAACGGAGAAUGGGCAAAAUUCUUCCUUGAGACGUGGCUGGAUCCUCUCUACAGAAGCUACAACUUCCAGAAGGCUGAGAGACAUGCUUUGGAACACAUUGUGCAGUGGCACCCCACGAUUUUGUCGAAACUGGCCCUUGUGCCCCAGCGCACAUUUGCUUCCUAUUCGAAGCCGACGCUCGGCGAGCAGUAUCAGGAGGGCGAUUUUGUCGCCAUGUUUGCUGGCUGCGCAAACAUUGGUCGCGAGAGCUGCGAAGUUGAGUCUGGCCAAUUCUGGGAGAAGUGGAAGGCCAGCUUCGGCUAA
This is a messenger RNA of Akanthomyces muscarius, 936 nucleotides long. RefSeq lists its product as uncharacterized. The transcript has 3 exons. Gene Ontology annotation, molecular function: alpha-1,6-mannosyltransferase activity. NCBI's taxonomy places the organism in Eukaryota, Fungi, Ascomycota, Sordariomycetes, Hypocreales, Cordycipitaceae. Gene Ontology annotation, cellular component: Golgi membrane; mannan polymerase complex. Bases 1 to 936 code for a protein of 311 amino acids. Gene Ontology annotation, biological process: protein N-linked glycosylation. The record is from RefSeq and is a predicted model, not a curated record.